This is a messenger RNA of Parasteatoda tepidariorum (common house spider), 6035 nucleotides long. It is a transcript of the gene Madm, whose product is annotated as MLF1-adaptor molecule. Gene Ontology annotation, molecular function: protein kinase activity; ATP binding. Gene Ontology annotation, biological process: protein phosphorylation. NCBI's taxonomy places the organism in Eukaryota, Metazoa, Arthropoda, Arachnida, Araneae, Theridiidae. The record is from RefSeq and is a predicted model, not a curated record.
UAUUUCAUCACAAUAUAAAUGCUCUUGAAAUAAUUUUAUAGAUGAGGUGAAGAUUCAUCUAGCAAUUAAAUUUCUGAAGCUAACAUGAGCAUGAGAAUAACAAUUUUGUAAUUCAAGAACAACGCAAUAAAUCAAGCUAAGCUGUUUCCGUUUCAGAAUGGAUUUAUGAAGAUUUAGAUUGAUGCGUGAAUUAAUUAGUGAUUUCUGUUUCUUAUUUAUAAUCCACUGAUCAAAUCAAGCUAAAUUACUAGUAUUUUACUCAUUAAUAUCGUUGAAAUCGUUUUAGAAACAUUAAUUUAAUAUGGCUACUACUAAUACUGGUGGUGACCAAGAAACCGAUAUCAAAGCAAAGCGCGAAAGUUGCGAUGAUUCUGAAGACGAGAGUGAAAACUUAGAGGAAAGCCCCUGCGGAAGAUGGCUAAAAAGACGCGAAGAAGUACAGCAACGUGACAUACCCGGCGUAGAUGCUGCAUAUCUAGCCAUGGAUACUGAAGAAGGAGUUGAAGUUGUUUGGAAUGAAGUUAAGUUUUCAGAGCGUAAAAAUUUUAAGUAUCAAGAAGGGAAAAUCCGAGGGGUUUUCGAUAGCUUAACUCAACUAGAUCAUCCUAACAUUGUUAAACUUCACAAGUAUUGGAUUGACAAGGACUCUGAGAGUCCAAGAGUUAUUUUUAUUACGGAAUACAUGUCGAGUGGCUCUUUGAAGCAGUUUUUGAAAAAGACUAAACGCAAUGUUAUAAAAUUGCCUUUACUUUCAUGGAAACGAUGGUGUUCUCAGAUCCUCUCAGCCUUAAAUUAUCUGCAUUCCUGUUCACCUCCCAUCAUUCAUGGUAAUCUUACCUGUGAUACAAUAUUCAUCCAACAUAAUGGCUUAAUAAAAAUAGGCUCUGUAGCACCAGAUGCUAUUCAUUAUCAUGUUAAAACGUACAGAAAAGAUCUGAAAAACGUGCAUUUUAUAGCUCCAGAAUAUGGAACCAAGACAUUUCCUCUGUUGACCCAAGCUGUCGAUGUUUAUGCAUUUGGAAUGUGCGCAUUAGAAAUGGCUGCAUUGGAAAUACCAAUCUCUAGUGACACAGGAAAUCAAGUUACUGAAGACGUCGUAAACAAAACCAUCGAAUCUCUUGAAAACCAGUUGCAAAAAGAUUUCAUUCGAAGAUGCCUCAGUAAAAAUCCGAAUGAAAGGGCUACAGUUCGUGAAUUGUUGUUUCAUCCCAUAAUAUUUGAAGUGCAUCCUUUAAAACUUUUAGCUGCACAUAUAAUUGUAAAUUCAGCAUCAUAUCAACCUGAACAGUUAACGGAUGAGGCUUUACGUUCAAAGUAUAAUCACCAGAAUGAUGUAUUGGCUAUGAUGCCCGUUAAGGGUGGUAAACCUGGCCCUGAAAUAACACGGACUGAUGCGCAAAAGUUAGAGCUGGAAAAGUUUUUAGAUGAUGUUCGAAAUGGUAUCUAUCCACUUACUGCGUACGCGGCUACUCAUGUUCCUAUAAUUCAGAAGCGAACAACCUCUCCUGAAAUGACCGAUUCUGCCAAAUCGACAUCACCCGAAGCACAAGAUGUUGAAACUAGACGAAUUGUAAAUAUUAUGUGCAAUAUUAAACCUCAAGAGCAAGGACAGAAUUAUGUCAUGACAAUUUUGUUAAGAAUGGAUGAUAAAAUGAACAGACAAUUGUCUUGUGAAGUGACUCAACAAGAUACUCCUACUUGUCUUUCUGAAGAGUUGGUUUUUCAUGGCUUUAUAAAUCAAGAAGAUCGGGAAAUGGUGUCAAAUUUGAUUGGAGACACUCUCAGCCGUCGUCAUAUUCCUGAUUUGCCUAAUCCGUCACCUUUACCUAGUGAAGCUGCAGUUAUAUAAAAUAGUUUAAGUGAAAAAAAGUAUUUUCAAAUGAAAGAAAAAAAUUGCUUUGAAUAUACACUAUAUAAUCUAAGCUUCUUACUUAAAACAUAAGACUUUCCUUUUACGAUGUUUCAUUUUCUUAAUAUAUUUGAUCUGAUUUUAAAAAAGUUGUGUAGCGCUAGACAAGCGCUCAUUUUUGUGCGACAUAAGUGUUCAAAUAGGCUAUCUAGUUAACUGCUUAUAUUUAAGUGUAUUUUUGUUCAACAGUAUCAAAAGAUUUAUUUAUUGCAAAAAUUUAAAUAUUAUAAAUUUUAAAGUUUUUAUUUUAAGAUGCUGAAUUUAAUCAAGCAGUUAAUCUUUGAUUAAUAAUUAGGGAGGAUGACAAACUUGGAUAUUCUGUUACCUUAUCCAUUUUUAAAUGAUUUCUGUAAUCCAGUGUAAAAUAAUUCAUAAUGAAAGCAAUUAUUACAUUCAUAAAUGUAAUGAAUGCUUAAAUAUGGUUAAAGAUGGUUUACAAAGUAAAAUAAAAUACAAUAUUUGUUUUAAAAUUGAGUUUCAAUUUUAAUUAAUAAUUGGUUUGUCUAUUUCCCUUAUAAAUUUGGUCUGAGUUGAAGCACUUAGAUCAAGUAUUUUCCCGAUUGAAACUUGUGCUUCAUUAUAAAUAUAUACCUUCUAAGAAUUUUAAAAAUCUUUCCUUUAAGAUACUUUUUGAUUGAUCUAAUAAGCCUGAAGACAUCAGGCCUAGUGCAGACAGUGUCUGAUCCAUAGUCAACUCUGCUAUAAGUUCUUCAUUAAAGUUAAAUAUGUUUCUAUCAACUGGCAAAGUUUUAUUUAAUAUUUUAAAUCGAAUAAAUUUAGGAUAAUUUAACAUAGCCUUAAAUUUUCUUUUGUUUAAGAACAAGUAAUCGUUAAUAUGAAUAAUUCAUCUGCUAUAUUGAAAUAUUAUAGCUUAAAAUACAGAUAUGUAAUAUCGACAUGAAAGUGGUAAGCAAAAUUUUGUUGCUUUUGUCUAUAAUUCCAUUAAGUUUUUGCCAUUUUGUUUAAAUAUUCAGUUGUUUCAGAUUAUUUUUUAUUGCAGAAAAUUAUUGUUAUUAUUUUGCUUCUUAUAAGGAUUUAUAAUAGCAGUUGCUUUUUCAAUUAGUGUUGUUGUUCUUAAUUAUAGCUGCUUCCUACGAUGUUAUGCCAAUUGCCUAAAUUUAUGGUAAAAAUAUCCCUCCUUUAAAAAAAAAUAUAUAUAUAUUUUUACAAUUUUUUUCAUCUUAGUAAAUUAUUUUGAGUUUUCUGUCUAGGAAAACUAUGUUUUUCAUGAAAAAAUUGUAAAUUGAAAAUAAUUUUAAAAAAGAUCAAUGUUGGUAUAACAAAGUUUAAAUGUUAUAUCUAUGAAUCUACUACCUGCUGUGCUAUUAAUCUACUCUUUAUCUGCUACAAACAUUAUAGUUUAUUUUUUUUAAAAAAAGAGUUGUUUACCAAUUGUCUGAGUUUCUUGUUAUGGAAUACUAUAUUUUUUAUACUAUGCACCAACUUAAUUUUUCUGGAAAAAUUAUUGACUAAAAAUGAUCAUUUCUGGUAUAACGAGAAAGAACUACGAACAUCCUUUGCCUGUUACUUGUUAUAUUAUGCCAACUGCCUUAAAAUAUUGUUAAAAUGUUUCAUUUUUUUAACUAUAUCAUGCUAUGCAAGAAUUUUUUUUUGGUGAAAACUUGGAAAUAAAAUUAAUUUCUAGUCCAACAAGAAAGUUUGUUAUAUCAGGAACAAUACUCUUUCCUAAAGCUGACAAUAAAUAUGGUAAUAAAUGCAAAUCAGAUAAUGAAGGGAAUAUAAUACCAUAAUUUAAUUAAUUAUCACAUUACUUGAUUAUUGAUUAAUAUUGUUUUAUUGUUGCAUUUUUUCUUCAUUUUAGUUUAAAAAUAAAUUCUGAAUUUUUUUUAAACUGAACUUGAUUAUUGAUUAAACUUGUCAGAAAAUAUUUUAGGAAGUAAGUUCAUUUUAUUUUCAUUUGGUGUUAAUUAAAUUUGGCAUAAUAAUUUAAUGCAUCUUAAGCAAAAAGAUAAUAUUAAUUUCAGUAACUUAUGGAAUUGAUCAGUGAGUAAUUGGUUUCCCUUCAUUAAGUGCUUUUUAGUGUCACAUUUGAAGUUUAAUUAGUUUUGUUUAAAACUUUUUUUUAUAUCAACCUUAUUUUAAAUAAGGAUAUAUAAGUAUUGGUAGAGAAAGAUAAACUGUCCAAGAUUCUGAUUAUGUGAAACAGGCCUAAUAUUUAUUAUAAAAAUAUGUGCAUUGUUUGACUGUUAUAAACUCAGUUUUGCUAAUAUAUUCAUGAAUAGAAGAUAUAAACUUUUUUUUAUUGCAGUUAUUUAUUAACUACAAAGCUUACUAUAAAUAAUACAACUGACUAGAUCUUCAGACUGGAAAAUUGUUGCUUUUAACUUUUUUUUUACUGUUUAAAAUUGAAUUAACUUCUAAUUUACUUACAGGUUAUAAUAAAUGUUUAUUGAGUAAUAUUCUUUAAAAAUUGAAUUUGUCUUCUUUACUUUAAAAGAUAAUUAUGUUGCUUUUUAGAGAGAGAACAUAUCUUCAAUAAUAUAAUAUAGGUAGAACAAAGUUACUAAUAAGUUAUGAUAGUAAAUUUACUUUCAAAUUUACACUGAAUGCCUAAAGUUAUUACCUAUUUUCAAGCUUUUAGAGAAUUUAUUUAGAUAACAUUCAGAAAACUCAAGCAAUGGCCAUUUUAAUCUGGUAGUCAUUUUAUAUUGGAAAAGUAUAAUUAAUUAUUAUUUAAAGUAGGGUUCAUUUAAAAAUUCAUUUGAAACUAAAUUAAAAAUUAGAUAAAUAAAAUAUUUAGUCUUAUAUGUGACUGGUGAAAAGCUAAUAAGUUUUUUUCUAAUAAACAAAGAAAAAAAAAAAAACUUAAUAUAUGAAUAGGUUUAUAAAUUUCUUUGUCAUUCUCAUCAAGAAUAAUUGGCUGAAAAUUUUAUUCUCAUCAAGAAUAAUUGGUUGAAAAUUUUAUUCUCAUCGAGAUUAAUUGGUUGAAAAUUUUAUUUGCUUAUGAAAUUUCUUUGUAAAGCUGAGUUUAUUUAAUAAACACUAAAAAGAAGAAAUGAAUUUAUGGAAUUUUAUAUUGUUGAAUAAUUAUUUUAUUUAAGACAGUGAUUACCAAUCUUUUUUUCUCGAGAUAAAAUCUUAAAACCCUGAAAAAUUUCGCACUUUAGUUUAAAUUCUUAUUAAAUGUGAUACAGGUAUGUGUUACUUAUUUAUUUUUAAAAAUAUCACAGACCUAUUGCAAUAUAAAUGUUUAAAAGUAUAAAUUAUUGAAAAAUUAAAUGGGAAAAUAAAAAUAUAAUAUCAAAGUAUAUUACCAUUUAUUUUAGUCUGAAAUUUUUUUGUGUUAUUCUCUCUCUGAACUUAAAUGUAGUUUCAAAAAAAGGGAAUUUAGAAAUAAAUUUUAUAUGGAUAAAUUAGAAUGAAAGGAAAAAAUAUAUGAGUUUCUGUUCACCGCAUAAAAUAUUAAUUUUUAACUGAUAGAUCAUCAGAUUUUUGUAGCUCCUUUUAAAUAAUGUAAGGGAAUAAAUAGUUAACUUACUUCAUAGCAAUGAGUUAAUUUGUUUUAUUGUUUCUGGUAAUUAUCCAAUGAACAAUUUUAUUUUUUAAAUUUUAUUAUUAAAAGUGUGUAUUUUAUUUUAUUUGGUUGUUAAUAAUGAAAAAACACAAUUCUUCAAUAUGCCUGUACCUCUAUUUAAAAUUGUCAGGGUUUUUGUCUUUAUUCAUGCUUUAUCUUUUGCUUUCUGAGAAGUUUGUGAUUUUUAUGUUUUAAGAGUGAUUUUGAAUUUUUAACUUAUUUUUUUUUGAGAAGUGUGCCUGUAUCCACAUUAUUUUUUCAUAUGUAAUAUAUGUAUUUAUAGUGAAAAGUAGAUAUGAAGAGAACAUGGAUAUUUGCACACUUUUUUGCAAUCAUAACUUCUUUAUUCUGAGUACCUAAUUGAAAUGUUUUUCGCAUGUUCCAUAGAAGUAACUACUUAUUUCAGAUUUUGUUUAUGAAUAUCUUUAUUUCUUUAAAAAUUUUUUUUCAUUGAUUACUUAAUAUACAGUAAUUUGAAAUCCAUAUUAAUAAAUAUUUCUCCUGUGUGUCAUUUUUCACUUCCGAUUGUUGUUCGAUUGAAAAAUACAUCGAUAUGUUAUGAAAAAAAACUAUUAAAUAUUUUGCUUUUAA